AGAAUCGCCUGACAGUGAACCCGGGGGGCGUAAUGGUCAUUUAGUGACUGGAGUUGCUGCCUCCCACUGCCCCUCUCUGCAGUGUGUGUGUGUGUGUGAUGCUCCCCCUUUUAUCACACUCUGGUACAAAAUUAUUCUCACUUCCUCCUCACCUUCCGCUUGCUAUUCUGUCUGCCGAGCCAAAGAUGCAUUCAAAGAAACGUGGAUAAUGGUGGAAAUGACACUUCAUUCUUUCUCUGAGGUCACCUCACCGGACUUCUCAUAGUACAUCAAUCAGUCCCAUUUUUCCAAAUCCUUGGGGCAAGAGAAUCAUGGCCGCACCACAGGAAGAAGGGUGGCCUUUGGGCUUGAGGCCACUGAAUGCGAGAGUUGGGUUUGUGAGAAAUCGUGAUUUGUCUGGAUCAGUCUCCUUCAGCACUUUGCUCACCGGUUCUUCCAGCUCCUCCACCAUUUCUUCUUCAGAUCUUGAUACUGCGUCAACUGGGUCAUUCUUCCACGACAAAAGCAUCACGCUCGGCAGCCUCAUUGGGGUUUCUAGCAUUUUAGAGCUUUCACGAAGAUCAGCAAGGGGGAGAACAGCAGAAACCUCAAGAGACAGAAAGGGCUACAAGCACAAGCCUUGGUUGUUCUCACUGUGCUCAAAGCUGACGACUGAUGCUGUGAACGGGAGCAAUACUCCGUCUCUCCGUCACUUUCUUGAAGCAGAGAGGAGAACUGCGAGCAUGUACAGAAGGAAUCAGAUCCCGGCCACCAUUUAUGGACCGACUGAUUUCUCACCCACCCUGCCCGCUCCGGACACGAACUCGCUUUUUGUCGGUGGCCAAGUUGCUCCACUGGGUGAGAGUGCUGGAAGAAAAUCCAACAACCAAUUAUUAGAUGCUAAUGAGUAUGGGGUUCCAUUGCUCUUCUCAUGCUUGCGUGGAUCCCUCAUUAAAUGAUGCUUUCAUUCUUUUUAUGGGAGUUUCUUGGGAAGCAGGCAAGAUUCAGAAUGCAUUUGUUUCAAGGAGGGUUUUGUGUACCUGUACUCAGGGGAUGAGUAUCAAGGCAUGUGGCAUAUAGUCUUUUGAGCUACAAGUAUAAUUAUUAGGAUUAGAAAUCACUUUCUUCAUAAGAUUGUGUCUUUCAAAAUAUUCCUCUUUUUUUUCUUUUUCUUUUUUCUUUUUGCC
Molecule: messenger RNA, 1166 nt
Organism: Corylus avellana
Lineage: Eukaryota; Viridiplantae; Streptophyta; Magnoliopsida; Fagales; Betulaceae
Source: RefSeq, a predicted model, not a curated record